Molecule: messenger RNA, 2844 nt
Organism: Symbiodinium sp. CCMP2456
Lineage: Eukaryota; Dinophyceae; Suessiales; Symbiodiniaceae
Source: the annotation of a GenBank genome assembly
AUGGCUAGCCAUUCUGCGAUACAAUUUGAGCAUGGCGAUGGAGAUGAUGAAUACCUCCUACACGGAAGUGACUCCUAUGCGACAAACCAUCGACAUCCCCAAGAGUUACAGCGACUUUCAGCAUUUCACCAGCUGACCACAAAAGUACCGCCAUCUUAUGAUGAUUAUGAUGGGCGAGGAAGUUGGUUUGCCUAUGAGGACGCGAUCGAUGACUGGUGUGACAUCACAGAGCUAGACAAUGACAAAAGAGGACCAGCUUUGCGAAACCGUCUUGAAGAUGAAGCUGCAAUCCACAAGCGGCUUCUGGACAGUGAUCACGGAUUAAGCUACUUCAAGAGCUUCCUGCGGCCGCUCGUUGUGAAGGGCGCAGCCAAUGUGUUUCAACUCUCUGUUCAAAGGAUGCAAGAAGCUUGGAACGACACCUACCUUCCGAUCACGGAUCUCAACAACGCAGAAGUCAGAGCUUUCGUAGAAGGACUUCCACCCGAGGAACAAGCGGACAUCAUCAACGACGAGGACGGAGCAGCUCAGCUUGCCGAUGCUGCCCAGAGAAGUACACCAACGGUGUCUGCCACAACCUUCUUCGUUGACCACACGAACCUUUCCAACUUUUCGUUCAUGGCCACUGAAGAGAAGCAAGCAUUCAUCGCGCAGCCCCUGACACCGACUGCGAUGGUGUGGGACCUUGGUUGCACGAGAGCGAUGACUUGUCGGCCAUCGGCGCAGGACCUGAUGAAGUUCUGCGAUCAGAAUAAGGACUGUGGCAUUUGGUACAACAUCGCUGAGACCACGUCUCAGUUCCAGUUCGCUCUCCAUCGGGAUAAGGCGUAUCUGAGUAGCCCUGUACUGGGGAUUCAGAAUGUUCAGUUCAUGUGCAAUGUUCGAUUUGACAAGCACAAGAAGUCGAGCUUCCUCGCCUACUUCUCGCAUUACGAGUAUGGCUUCCACCAGAAGACCACGGGAAGCUUUCUGAAGAUGAGGAAGACCAAGUACACACCCAAGGCGGGCAACACGCCAAUCCCCCUGGAGUGCCUGGACACCGCGCGCAAGACGAUUAUGGAGUUCUCCAGGAGCAAGAUCGAGACUGAGGAAGAGAAAGAGAAGGUUGUUGAGCUUCCUCCCACGGCGGGAAAAACAGUCUUUAGGAGUUGGUCAGCAGAGCAAAGCUUGAAGACAGCUCAGCAAGAAAAGAAGCUCGCGCCGGAAGCUUUCCUCUUUCCAGACCGUCCGAAGGGUCCAGAGGACUCGACCAGCAUGCUUGGUCUGCCAGGAAAGAUCUACGACAAGUACGUACGACUUAGGGCAUCUUCCUUUGGUGAUCUCAUUUUUGUUGAUCAUGAAGAAAUUGAAUUUGGUCAGAAGGCUUAUCUUGCCUUGGUCAUAAUUGAUGGUGCCUCAAAUCUCCUGUGGGCAACGGCCCUUACGAGUCUGGAAGCGCCCGAGACUCUGGAUAGCGACAGGAAGACGGCCGCCAGACUUGCUUAUGUGGAGACCAGUACUCCAGAACAGCUCUCUCUCGACCCAGCUGAAGAGGAUCUAGCACGACGGGUGAUGCCGCCUGAUGGCCCACACAAGAAGGGAGAUCGUGCUUUUGUCUGGCGUAAAGAUGAGUCAAAGAAGAAGUCUGAAGGCGUCUGGGUCAGAGGAAUUGCUGUGUCACAAGAAGGUGCCAUGGUGUCGGUUGAGGCGCAUCGCCCUGUACUUCGAGUCAAUCAAUGGAAGGUCAGACGUGAUCACGAUCCGUGGCACGGUGUGGCCAUUCCUUUGAAGUCUGAUGACCGUUCAAGAAGCUCAUCUCAGGAUGAGGCACUUGACCGGAUUGGUGAUCAGAUUCUGGAACGUGCUUCGCGGGCUAUUGCUGCUACGAGCAUGGAAUCUGGUACCAUUCGCUUAUUUCAGGGAAGAGCGAUUUCGUUGAUCUCGCCUCACCUUACUGGCCUCGCUGCGUGUACCUGCCACGCAGGUCUCGCUGUGAGUAAACCUGUGUUGUUUGGUGAAUGGUCUAUCAAGACAUUUCAAUCUUCGAUUGGUUCUGCUUGGAAGACGAUCUCAGCGGCUGAGCCUGAUCAAGUUAUCAUUCACCCAGUCAUUCCUGCAGAAUGGGCUAAGAAAGCAGCACGUGCGUUCUGGCAAGUUUGUGCUGAAGUGUGUCAUUGGCAGGAUGAUAGAGGAUACUUUGUCACCAUCAUGUAUCCUUCUCAUUCUGGGUUUUGGUCGUCUCAGCGCAGUCACUCCUUGCAGUGGCGAAACAACAUGACGUUCUGCGCUUUCAAGAACAAGGGGGAACUAGAACAUGGAGAAUUGUUCUUUUUCACGAACCUUCCUGAAGGAUCUUUGGGUCGUCUGGAGUCGCUUGAUGAAGGCUAUGACUCGACGACUUUUCUUGAUCCUCGGUUCGCUGUUCUCUUUUCUCAGUGUCUUGUUGGUAACAGAUACUCAGAUUGGAGACAAGCUUACUUGUUCGAAGAUCUUUUCGAAGACUUCGACGAUGGAUCUCUGUGCACGUUGUGUUUGCGAUCGCAUCGUAACUCAGAAGCAUUGCCUGUUCUUCCCUUGAACGAAGAGUACCGCUUCCGGCGAAUGCCUCAACAGGCAACAGGGAAGCUUCCGCAAACGGUGCAGUUUGUCGCUCCACAGCGUUUUGUUACUUCGUCCUUGGUCCAGACCCUGUCUUACAUUGGCAACAUGUUGCCGGGUGUUGAGUUGGAAGUUCAUACAAACACAUCUCACGAUGCUUCGGUCUUACGGCCGAUGAUCAAGGACGUGAGAGUUCUGACACUUCCUACCUGGAGUUUGAGUUUUGCAAUGUUUACAGGGGGACUUAUGGAAAGACACUACCGCUGA